UAUGAUUUGAAAAAAGAAAAAUCACAGUGCAAUGAAAUUAAAUUAGGGAUUCUGAAUUUCUGAUAGCAACAAAACGAAAGAGAAAACGCAUGGAAAGUGAAGCUCCAACAAUGGAGAAUAAUCCUAAAAUUUCAGCCUAUUACCAAACGAGGUUAGCGCACUUCGGCGUCGUCAGUACAGAGUGGUUAGCUCAGGCUCAAUCCGCAACAAACCCUCUUCUAUCAUCAUCAACCGAUUCAGAUACUGAUAAAGAUACCAAUUUCUCUGUAAUCGAUGAAUUCAACCGGUGGCGUAGUCAUCCCGAUUUGGCCGAAGCUGUUGCCGCAAUUCGUGCCCUUGCUGCUGUUAUCAGCUCUAGCAAAGCUUCUACUAUGAUGCAACUCGAAAUUGAACUCAAAAAUGCCUCUGAUACUCUUAAAGCAUGGGAUACAACCUCUAUCUCAUUGACAGCGGCAUCUGAUCUGUUUAUGAGAUACGUGACAAGGACCUCUGCUUUAGAAUUUGAAGACUUCAACUCUGCUAAAUCUCGCUUGAUUGAGCGUGCUGACAAGUUUGGGGAAAUUUCCUACAAGGCUCGCAAAAUUAUUGCAAUGCUUAGUCAAGAUUUUAUAUUUGAUGGUUGUACCAUUUUGGUUCAUGGUUUUUCCAGAGUUGUCUUUGAAGUUCUUAAACUGGCUGCACAUAAUAAGAAACGCUUUCGGGUCUUCUGCACAGAGGGGAGACCAGACCGAACAGGUUUAAGGUUGUCCCAUGAGCUGGCCAAGCUCGAUGUUCCUGUGAAACUGGUGAUAGACUCUGCAGUGGCUUAUACUAUGGAUGAGGUAGACAUGGUAAUUGUGGGGGCAGACGGAGUUGUUGAAAGUGGUGGUAUAAUUAACAUGAUGGGGACAUAUCAAAUUGCAUUGGUUGCAAAGAGUAUGAAUAAGCCAGUCUAUGUGGCUGCUGAAAGCUACAAGUUUGCUCGUCAUUACCCUCUGGACCAAAAGGAUUUGGUGCCGGCCAUACGACCAGUUGAUUUUGGUGUACCUAUUCCAUUGAAGGUUGACGUUGAAUGCUCCGCCCGGGAUUAUACUCCUCCUCAAUAUCUGACUCUGCUUUUCACAGAUUUAGGUGUUCUUACUCCAUCAGUUGUUAGUGAUGAGCUCAUCCAGCUAUACUUAUAAUCACAGCAUAUAAUUUUCGUCUAAUUUUUUUAAACGUUGGCUUAAGUUCAUGAUAGUUUCUCUUAUGAAACAAUUUUGUAAUACAAGUACGUGCGUUGGCAACUUCAGUAUCACUGGGGAUAGUUUUUUUUUAAUUGUAUUUGUUAGGCUAAGGUUCGAAGAAAUGCAAGGGCUGCAAGUUCAACCCAUAUAACUGAAUGUGAAUUAUAAAUAAUUUAGUUCAAGAUACACUUGGACACUAAA
Molecule: messenger RNA, 1406 nt
Organism: Trifolium pratense (red clover)
Lineage: Eukaryota; Viridiplantae; Streptophyta; Magnoliopsida; Fabales; Fabaceae
Product: translation initiation factor eIF-2B subunit alpha-like
Exons: 5
Coding region: 90-1163 (357 amino acids)
Biological process (GO): translational initiation
Cellular component (GO): eukaryotic translation initiation factor 2B complex
Molecular function (GO): translation initiation factor activity; guanyl-nucleotide exchange factor activity
Source: RefSeq, a predicted model, not a curated record